Xyrichtys novacula (pearly razorfish) is the source of this 6548-nucleotide messenger RNA. The record is from the annotation of a GenBank genome assembly. NCBI's taxonomy places the organism in Eukaryota, Metazoa, Chordata, Actinopteri, Labriformes, Labridae.
AGACCGACAGAAAUCUAAACGCAGAAGUAGAAAAAUAAAACACAGGGGGAGAAUGCACUGUUAGCAAGCCGACCUGCUACAACUAAUUGAUGAGCUGAAACUCGUCUUAAAAAUGAAACUGGUGAGUAAAUAAUCUGUUAGCAGCUACAGACGGAAAAUCAACCUAAACCGAGAGAAUAAACCCCCUAAAAGUCGUUAAAUUUAGUUGCUGUAUUAGCUUAGCAACUUGUAGCCUCCACCACAGAGGGUACAAACAAGACAGAUGAAUGUGCAUGAAGGGUGAUAAUGAGGAAUAAGGUCUAUUUUGAGUUGUAUAACAAAGCAUACAGUACCAAUAUAGUUUAGUGAAGAGCUGUUGUUACCAUGGUUACCCUUUGUGACUCUCCUCCUCACAUGUGUUUUCUCCAGUAUUGUCUUUCUGGUCAUCCCACUUUACCUUGUAAUGUCCUCAAGUUCAAAUCCACCACAAUCAUGCUGGACUGUGGUCUGGACACCACAUCUGUCCUCAACUUUCUCCCCCUUCCUCUGGUUCACAGGUGAGUCACUUAUCACCUUAAAAUCUCUUAUUUACACACUGAUUGUACAUCUGUUCUCCUGGAUUGUUUCUACUCAAGAAGACAGUAAAAUGGAUUUUAUAGUUUUGUUUGUUUGUUUUUUUCAGCCCCAGACUCUCCAAACUGCCGGGUUGGGUUUCUAAGGAUGGAACAGUAAACUUAGAAAAAGUAAAUAACAAAACUUCACCUUGUUUUUAAUCCCACUUUACUUUCUGGACCAAAACAUGUAAAGAUUUGACACUUGAUAGUACUAAAAGAGGCAUUUCUAUCCAUGUUUUUCAGGAGCUGAAGGAGUGUGCAGGACGAGUGUUUGUGGACUCACAGCCAGAAUUUUGUCUCCCUGAGGUACUAAAACUAAUCACCACACAAACAUUUCAGUUAUCCAGUAAAUUCAGUUCAUUUUACCUCUUCCGCUAGAUGCAAAUGCUAAUCUGGCCUUAAUCUGGUUUCUCGUAUCUGUUUCAGAGAGAGCUCCUGGAUCUGUCGACUAUUGAUGUCAUCCUGAUUUCUAACUACCACUGCAUGAUGGCCUUGCCUUACAUUACUGAACACACAGGCUUCACAGGGACUGUAUACGCCACAGAACCCACUUUGCAGAUUGGCAGGUAUGAGAUUUGAGGGAAAACUGGUCAAAAUACAACAAGUUUGGCCCAAAUUAAAGGGAAUAAUUGCUUGAUAAAGUCAUCAUUUCCUGAAUUUGAGUAAAGGUUUUAGAGUGGUUUUACACACUUCAGGAGAAAUUGUGUUGUUUUCUUCAGACUGUUGAUGGAGGAACUGGUGAACUUCAUGGAAAGAGUUCCCAAGGCUCAGUCUGCCACCUCCUGGAAGAGUAAGGAAAUACAAAGGUAAAUUAUCAGCUUAGAAAAACUGACACCAGAGGAAGAAUAGGGAUGAUUUGGAAAAUUUAAAUUCCACUUUGUUGGACGAUAUUAUAUUUAAAAGUAGAAAAAAAAGUAGUAUUUUUUAUGUGCCUUAUAGAAAAACAUGUGGUACAUAAAAAUAAAAAGUGCUGAUAUUCCAGGAUGCUGCCUGGUCCUCUCAAAGACGCAGUAGAUGUGUGGACGUGGAAGCGAUCCUACAGCAUGCAGGAGGUCAAUUCUGCUCUCAGCAAAGUGCAGCUCGUGGGUUAUUCCCAGAAAGUGGUAAGAACUUCCUUCUGCUUUGUCAUCUCCACUUAAAGCAUAUUUACCUGCAGUGAACCUAUGAUUGAUACUUCUGAAGUGUCUGCCUUUUUGUUGAUUUUUGUAAAUAUUCUUCUUUCUCCAGGAGCUGUUUGGAGCCGUACAGAUCUCCCCCUUGAGCUCUGGUUACUCAUUGGGUAGCUCCAACUGGAUCAUCCAGUCUCAUCAUGAGAAGGUUUCCUAUGUGUCAGGUUCAUCCCUCCUCACCACACAUCCACAGGUACGUCGACAGACCUGAUGCUGAUGAAAUCAAACAUGGAGACCAAAGAAACCAACAGUGAAAAAACGUGAUGCAAUUCUUAUCCUGUUGCUCGUCUUUUCUUCUUCCAGCCGAUGGACCAGAGCUCCCUGAAGAACAGCGAUGUUCUGAUCCUGACAGGCCUCACACAGAUGCCCACAGCCAACCCAGACGGCAUGCUGGGAGAGUUCUGCAGCAACCUUGGUAGGUUCAAAUGGACUGGAUUUAUCACAAAAAAGUACAAUUCAAUUUUGCCACUGAAAGGAACACAAUACUCAAAGAAAAGAAAAGUGCAUGAAGGAUUAAACUUCCUUAAAAGCUCUCAAAUUUAUAAGUGUCUGAACAUGAUGCAUCACUUCUUUAACCCAACAGCGAUGACAAUUCGAGCGGGGGGUAAUGUGCUCGUGCCCUGCUACUCCUCAGGGGUGAUAUACGACCUGCUGGAGUGUCUGUACCAGUUCAUCGAGAGCGCCAAUCUUGGCACCACGCCCUUCUACUUCAUCUCACCCGUCGCCAACAGCUCACUGGAGUUCUCUCAGAUCUUUGCGGAGUGGUGAGGAGAUGCUUAUCAGAAUUUAUAUACUGAAACGGACUGUUUGGAAAAACGUUCUAAGUUUGGUUGAAGUGUGAGAAGUUACUAUGCUGAUUUAAAGGCAUGAAACAGUAACUCCAAAGAUGUUUGUAAGAGUGUUGCUGAUUGUCUAAAGUCACCUGAUACCCUUACUUUCGUAUUUUCUUUGACUCUCAUGUUCUGAUCAUGUUUAUAUUUCUUAUUCUAGGCUUUGUCACAACAAGCAGUCAAAGGUUUAUCUUCCAGAGCCUCCGUUCCCUCAUGCCGAGGUGAGUCCAGCUGUUGUGUUUCCUGACAGAUCACAGUAUUGUUGUAGUCCUCACACCUUCCACUUUGGUCAGAAAAGUUGUUCAUGUAGGAUUAACUCUUACGACACCUUUGUCUUUGGUUCAGUUAAUCCAAACCAACAAGUUGAAGCACUACCCCAGCAUUCAUGGAGACUUCAGCAGUGAGUUCAGACAGCCCUGCGUGGUUUUCACCGGCCACCCCUCUCUACGCUUCGGCGACGUGGUUCACUUCAUGGAGCUGUGGGGCAAAUCCGGCCUCAACACCAUCAUUUUUACAGGUAACUCUAUCACUGUCACUCAUGUUAGAUAUGAACAAAAAAGACUGAAGCUGUGUUUGUAGAAUAAACUCUGAAUCCUUCAUCUCCAGAGCCAGAUUUUUCCUACCUGGAUGCUUUGGCUCCCUACCAGCCACUGGCUAUGAAGUGUGUCUACUGUCCCAUCGAUACACGGCUCAACUUCCACCAAGUGUCAAAGCUGCUCAAGGAAGUCCAGGUACUUCCCAGAGAGAUUUACAAAUACACUCUUUUCAUUUUGACUGACUGGUCGCACUUUUUCCUCACACAACUGCACCAACGUGAAAUGAUUUAGAAGAGGGAGUCGAGGGGAUUACGAGGAAAUGAGAAAUGUGAAAUAGAGUGGGAAAAUGUCGGGCUCAGAAACAGCUGCCUCCUUUGGCCUGUUUUGUUUACAGCCAAUACUGCCAGAGCGAAACUGUGGGACAAGAAAAUCAUUGUUUAGUCAGCAACGGUCCUGUGGGUACGACCGGAGAGUGGGAAAAUUUUACGAGCUGAAAGGCACAAAUGAGGUAAAGACAAAGCUCUGAUCAGCACUCAGAUAACAGAGCAUUAUAGUGAGGGUUAUUUCUCUGUGCCCCCCUGCAGGUAUCCCUCUCUUCAUUAAAAACAGGAUCAAUCUGGAACAGACAGGUCUUUCAAAGCUGCUCUAUAUCAAAAAUAUCAAAGUUGGACUCAGUCGGUUUCUGUCUGCUGUCUUUCCCACCUGCAGCCCCUCCAUGUGGUGUGUCCAGAGCAGUACACGCAGCCCCCAGUGACCCAGUCCCACCGCUCAGAUCUGAUGCUGGAGCUGCAGCCUCCUCCUAUGCCCUACAGACGCUGCUCUGUGCUCAACCUGCCGUUCAGACGAAGAUAUGAACGUGUCUACAUCCUGCCUGAGGUGAGAAAAAGUCGGUGUGUUGAGUAAAGCAGCUGUAGCUUUAAUUCAUAAAUCUAUUCUUUAUUAUCUUGUCUAGUUAUGAAGAACCAACAGACAAAAGCUGCUAGGAUUUAAAAGAACCGUCUGUUCCUUCUCUUUACAGCUGGCCAACUCUCUAGUGCUCUCUGAGGUCAAACCCGGCAUCUCCCUGGCAAAUGUGUCCGCUGUGCUGCACUCCAAAGACAACAAACACACUCUCCAGGUGAGUGUGUGUCCAUCCCAUGUGUUUGUGAACAUGCAGCUCAGAAAUGAAUCAGCUGAAAGGGAUAUUCUGGCAUAAAAUUAAUUUAUGGUCAAACAAACCGCAACACCGAGUUAAGACACCCCCUCGAGAGACGAAUGUUGCCGACCGCUUGCUUCUGAAGUCAUACCAACCUUCUUCAUGGAAAUGCAAUCAGACCGAGACGCUAAGGCAGAAGAACUACCGCGUCUGCAGUGCAAAAUGAUUAAUAUGUUGAUUAUUACUUCAAGGAAAUGAUAAAGAAAUGAUCAUAAAUGUUCUUCCUUAAGCUGCGGCACCCCGCUGUAGUCCAUAAUUGACUGGACCAAGGUCUCACUACAAACAAGCGGCUGCUGGAAGAGACUCAAUUCAACUCAACACAACACAACUUUAUCUAUAUAGCACUUUACACACAACAGAGUUGAUCCAAAGUGCUUCACAACAAAACAAAAGAAGAGAACAAACAGACGACGAAGAAGAAGAGCGGACUGAGUGACAGUAAUAAUAAUAACGAUAGCAAUAAAAAUAUUGUUUUCAAUACCACCACUAUCAUCAUCAUUCAUAAUAGUAAUAAUAAUAACAAUGAUAAUGACAACAUAGAUCUACCGACCUACAGAACUCACAGAGCCUACAUGGGAAAUGGCUGAGCUAUAAAAGUUAGGGACAGUUAAAAGUUAGGGAGUUAAAGUGGGUUUUAAGAUGAGUCUUAAAAAUCUCAGUGGUAGGGGAGAAUCUGAUGGUGGGGGGAAGAGAAUUCCACAGUUUUGGGGCAGCGAUAGAGAAAGCCCUGUCCCCGUAAUACUUAAUCCUGGAUCGUGGGACUGACAGAAGUCUUUGGUCAGACGAUCUUAGUUCUCUCAUUGUGUGAUAUGGGGACAAGAGUUCUGUGACGUAAAAGGAGGCAAGACCGUUCAAAACUUUGUCAACAAACAUCAGGGUUUUAAACUCGAUCCUGUAGCUAACAGGCAGCCAGUGAAGGGAGGCAAGAGUGGGAGUAAUGUGCUCCCUCUUCUUAGUUCUGGUUAAAACUCUGGCCGCUGCAUUUUGAACUAGAAGAGACUGAGUGAUACCAAAAUAAAAUGCGUUACAAUAGUCGAGGCGGGAGGAUAUGAAGGCAUGAAUGACUUUCUCCAGGUCAGAAGUAGUGAGAAAUGAUCUUACUAAGACAGUGGGGGAGUUGUGUUUAGUCUCUCUGCUAAAGAAACCAGUCCAAGUUAAAAAGAUGUUUGAUGGCUGGGACCCUAUUUGUCCUGUUGAUGAAGUUAGGUGCUGUUCUGAGCAUUAUUUGUGGCUAUAGAGUGGCGUUUUGGUUGAGCGCGUGGCUCUCUGUGUUGCUAUCCUGCAGUCGUUACUAAAGUUGGUAUAACUAGAGAAGCAAGCGGUCGGCAACAUUCAUCCUAAUUUGACCCUAAAUUAAUUUUACACCGGAGUAUCCCUUUAACUCGCCAAAGUUUUCCCUCGUUUCUGUCGCCAGUCGGUGCCCAAACCUCCUCCUGUGGCGCCCAGCAAGAAGAGGAAGCGGGUCAUAGAGGAGCCUCCAGUGAUGCUUGCCCCCAAACCCCUGCUGAGCGGAGCUGUCCCGCUGGAAUCCUUCCUCGCCACGUUGCAAAAGGUAUAAUUUCGGCAAAUAUCAGGUCAGCUCAAGGCCGGCUUUCAUAACCGAACCAAUCAUCUCAGCCUCUCAGGCAUAAUAUUGAUUGGAUUAGUAGAUUUUGCAGCAAAGACGAGAAGAUUUAGAAAAUUAGAAGAGACAAAACCGAUUGAGCCGACAGCUGGGAAAAUAAGAAUCCCACAAAUAUUAAAUGAUCACAGACCUUUGGCACUGUCGUAUUUACAGAAACAACAGAUCUCUAAAUCAUCUCCUUCUCCCUGCAGCAUGGCAUCACAGAAAUCAAAGUGGAGGAGACGGCAGACGGACACAUCCUCCACUUACAGGAGGAGGACACGCUGAUUCAGCUGGAGGAGGACGGCACGCACAUCGUCUGCGACAACAACGAGCCUCUGCGCACCACGCUGCGAGACCUGGUGCUCCGCUUCCUGCAAAAACUCUGACCUGAAUCUGCCGAACGCUUCAUCUGUGUGAGUUUUCGAAGAGUGAGCUGGGAGUCAAAGAUGACAAUGAUGAAGGCGGAGGACGUGAAACACAUCAUAUAGACUAUUCACAAACAAUUCACAGUAGCUAAGUGAUGUUUUGUAAAAUAGUAUUUUGUAUUAAAAAAAAUUUUGACCACUGAAGCUACAUUGUCCCGUUGAUGGUCAGAGAAAUAAAUCCACUGCGCUCCUUA